GAAGAUAGCCAAAAAUUUAAUACAUUGUUAUUUAAUUAAAUUAUAUAUAACAAGAAAUUAUAAUUGUCUGAUCGAUAAUUCAGUACCCUCAACAAUACAAUAUCUAUUUUAACAUUGUAAUUGAUUCAACUUUAAUUUCAGAGUAAUAAUCACGCAAGACUUUCGUAAGAUUUCUGAACAGCUAAAUUAUUAUCUAAACUGUCAGAUAAUAUCAACCAUCUCUCAUUUGGAUAUUUAGUAAACAUACAAAAUAAAACUUUAGUAUUGUGAAGUUAGUAUUGAUAAAAUUGAGGAAAACGUCACGCAGUGUGAAUGGAUGACAUAACCUAUAAAAUUAUUCUAAAUAGUAUUAUUAAUUUAAAUAAAAUAUUUGACGACAUGGCUUGUGAAGCCUGUUCAACUAAAUUCACAUUAUUUAAAAGAAAAAAACAAUGCAAGGAUUGUCUGAGAUUUUUUUGUACAGAUUGUGUGAUUAGAAGAGGAGACAGAGUUUUAAGUUGUGAUAAUUGUAGUAUGUUGUCUAGAAGACCACUUAUUAAAUCUCAAGUAUUGACAAUGAAAUCAAAAGAUCUCAAACAAUAUCUUAUGGCAAAAAAAGUAUCGCUCAGAGGAUGCGUAGAAAAAGAAGAUUUAGUCAAUAUUUUAAUGCGAUAUGCCAACGGAGAAAGUCAAAUAGACAACGAAUUAUUAACAAAUAAUGUGUCUCAGCCAUUAAGGCCGCAGGAAAGACAAAGUACACCACCUGGUUCUCCACCAAGAAGAUCUAGAAGCCCUCCAAUAAAUGUAAGGCAAACUGUUGAAAGUCCACAAUCUGAGCACGAGCCAUUUUUUCCGCCUAGAAAUCAUAAUGUAGAUAUAGAAGAAAUUUCAUCCGAAGAGGAUAUUAGCCCGUCACAAGGUCCUGAACCUUUAAUAACAGAACAAGAGCAAGAGCAAGAGCAAAAUCUUGAGCAAGUACAGCCAGAAGUAGAUCCAGAAAUAGUUAUUCAAGAAGAAGAAAACUCUCCAGAAAGUUCUAGGAGUAGUGAUCCGUCUGAAUUUAAUGAGCUGCCUUCGUGGACAGGUAACGUGAAGCUAUCUGACAUAAUGGAAAGAUCAGAUUUAGAAUAUCUUAAUGUGAAGCAAUUAAAAGAUCUCCUCAGAUCAAAUCGAGUUGAUUUCAAAGGUUGCCUUGAAAGAUCAGAACUUCUUGAUAGAGCUUCUAGACUUUGGGAUGCUCAUAAACGAUCGAGAGAAGAUUUAAGUGCAGAGGGUCUUUAUGAUGAAAGCUUGUGUAAAAUUUGUUGGGAUUCACCUAUUGAAUGUGUAAUAUUAGAAUGCGGGCAUAUGGCUUGUUGUAUAAACUGUGGCAAGCAAAUGAAUGAGUGUCCAAUUUGUCGUCAAUAUGUUGUAAGAGUUGUGAGAUUUUUCAAAGCUUAAAUUAAAAUAUUAAGUGAAAAAAAGAAA
Molecule: messenger RNA, 1446 nt
Organism: Cotesia glomerata
Lineage: Eukaryota; Metazoa; Arthropoda; Insecta; Hymenoptera; Braconidae
Product: E3 ubiquitin-protein ligase RNF34
Exons: 7
Coding region: 313-1419 (368 amino acids)
Biological process (GO): negative regulation of extrinsic apoptotic signaling pathway via death domain receptors; protein K48-linked ubiquitination; proteasome-mediated ubiquitin-dependent protein catabolic process
Cellular component (GO): plasma membrane; cytoplasm
Molecular function (GO): ubiquitin protein ligase activity
Source: RefSeq, a predicted model, not a curated record